AUGUCUAACACAAAGAGUACCCGACCGACCACCAUCCCCAAAGUACCCGAUGAUAAAGAGAAGAGCGUCGAGAGAUUCAUCGAUCCCGUCAGAAGCCGCAUCCUGAAUGAAUUGCGUGUCAAUUUCCAAGGCCAUUCCAAGGAAUUCCUCUUAAAGACUGCGAAAAAUUUCGCUUUUCUCUCACGUCAAUAUGCAGGCUCGAAUCUUCAGUCAACAUCAGUCUCAGUUCCAUUGGUUGAUACAUAUGCCGACGGAGAUAUAAUAGGACAUAGAAUGGCACUGGUUAUACAUGAAAAACCGGGAAAAAUGAGGGUCCUAUUGCAGCAUAGCAGCCCAGCCGACCACAUGUCGUGCUUACUAGCAGCUAUGGCACAGUCUGCUGAGAAGGUCGUUGCGCAGAUCCUUGAAGGGGAGAAAGGGAGAGUUGUGUUCGGCAUGCUGGAUACGAAGAUUUGUUAG
Molecule: messenger RNA, 459 nt
Organism: Periconia digitata
Lineage: Eukaryota; Fungi; Ascomycota; Dothideomycetes; Pleosporales; Periconiaceae
Source: the annotation of a GenBank genome assembly